AUGGCCGUCGUCGACGGCCGCGACCCCGCGGCCCAGUCCGUCGCCGAGACCAUCGACCGCAUCGCGUCGCAGCCCGCGGGCGAGUCCGAGGUCGCGACGGACUACCUCGCGUGCUGCUCGACGGUCGAGGCGGCCUUCGACGAGCGGAGGAGCCUCACGGCGGCGGUGAGCGAGGCGCGCUCCCUCGAGGGCGAGGUCGUCGCGCGGCCGGGCGCCGAGCCCGCGGACGCGCGCGGCGCGGAGAACGCGGCCGGGUCGACGGUCGCGGGGCUCGUCGGCCUGUCCUACGGCCUCUGGCGCGAGUCGCGCGAGGCGCUGGCCGCGUCGAUCUUCGAGCAGAAGUGGGCGAACAUGACCUGCGCGGAGCUCGCGGGCCAGGUCACGGUGGGCUGCCUCGAGCACGGGCGCCUGCUCGAGAAGGUCCGCGCGCGCUUCGGCGGCGUCUUCGACCGCGUCUGCCGCCUCCACAGCGACGCGCUCUGGCACCUCGACGCCGCCGUCGCGGCGCUGGGCGAGACGCGGUCCACCGUCGUCGAGCUCACGGCGGCGCGGCGGACGGACGCGCUCGCGUUCCGCGACAAGUACGACGCGGGCGUCGCGGCGCUCCGCGCCGAGCACGCCGCGGAGCUCCAGGCCAAGGAGGCCGCGGCCAAGGACGACCGCCUCGCGUCGCAGCGCAUGGGCGAGACGCUGCGCACGCUCAACGCCGUCUUCCGGGACAUGCAGGCCGACACGGAGGGCGUGUCGAAGAGCGACCUCCGGGACAAGAUCGCGCGGCUCCGUGCGCGGCUCCAGGCGCAGCUCAAGGACGCGACGGAGGAGCUCUGCGACCUGCGCCCGUUGAAGGAGGUCGCGGCGAAGGUGCCCAUGCUCGAGAAGAACGUCGGCGCCCUCCACCUCGAGCGGUCGGACCUGAAGAAGCAGCUUUUAGAGCGCGAGACCGUCAUCGCCGCGCUCCAGGCGACCGAGGCCGAGCGGCUCCGCCAGGAGGAGCUCGCCGCGACGAACGAGCCCCUCCACGAGGGCGAGCUCGCCAAGGGCCGCAAGCGCGAGUCGACGCAGCCCGAGGGCGACGACGACGAGGACGAGCCCGGCGACGGCGUCGACGUCGGCGACCCGCUGUCGAACGUGCUCUGCAUCAAGUGCAAGAAGUCGCUCAACGACAUGGCGAACAUCCACAGCGCCAUCGAGGGCGACGGGCCCGCGGAGCCGCCGCGCCUCGUCUGCCACGCCUACCGCCUGCUCCUGCCCAACAUCGGCGGCCACCGGCCGCCGCGGUCGCCCGCGUGGAUCCGCCGCGCGAUGCGCGGCGUCGUCCACGCGAUCAUGGUCGACCACGCCAUGCACGGGCCGACGCAGGACGGCCGGUCGCGCUUCCCCGAGUUCGUCUACGCCUACUUCGAGCCCAAGCGCGAGCGCCUCGACGCGCUCGACGCCGUCGAGCGCCGCGCGGCCGUCGCCAAAGCCGACGACGACCGCUGGGGGCUCUACUACGGCGUCAAGUUGUUGAGCCGCGAGUCCGACGAGGCGAAGCUCUUCUGGAGCCUGUUGGACGAGUCGCACGGCACGGACUUCCUCGCGUUCUACCUCUACUGCGUGACGAUGAUCCGCAAGACGGCGACGGAGAUUUUAAGGGACCAGGGCGACGUGUGCUACCGCGCGACGUCCUACGAGAAGCUCGAGACGCUCGUGAACAUCGGCGAGGAGGAGGCCGCGCGCUGGCAGCGCGACGGCACGGUGCCGUCGGACCCCGUCUGGAACCGCCUCGUGAGCGCGAACGACCAGGACGCGCUCGCGAUGGGCGGCCAGCAGAACGUGUGGCUGCCCCUCAAGCACGCCGUCGAGGCCACGGAGCAGAUCUUGAUCAAGGCGAACCCGAAGCUCCGGCGCAGUGCCCUCGAGGCGACGCGCGAGAUCGCCGUCGCGGGCGAGGGCCGCACGCGCAAGUGGGGCUCGAACCAGAUGGAGUGCGUCGACCUCGCGCUCUGGCUGCGGAUCCUGACGCACCUCUACCGCGAGGAGCAGGCGCACCGCCGCGCGGCCGUGCGCCUCAUGUUCGAGACGGCGCUCGCGGGCACGAUCGCGGCCCACGCGCCGGACUACGGCACGGGCCGCGCGCCGGAGCCCGCGGACCCGAACCGGCCCAUCGACCCGCACGAGCCGCCGCCGUGCGUCGACCUGCCCCAGUUCGUGUCCAUCGUGCGCACGCUCUGGCCGACGACGUCGACGGUCUACGCCUGCAACCUGUACCGGGAGGCCCACACGCAGAGCAAGGGCCGCGUGGACUACGAGGUCUUCCUCGAGACCGCGGAGCGGUGCCGCUUCUUCGCGCACUCGCUCGCGCUGCCGCACUACGUCGCCGCGACGCCCGACUUCCCCCUGCCCCAGAAGGAGCGCUUCGCGCUGGGCGCCCUCGUCCACAUGCGCGAGCGCAUGAUCCGGCCCCUCCUGGAACGCGUCGAGGCGUCGCUGCCGGACGGCGCGCGCGCGCGCUUCGUCGCCGCGCGGACGCAGUUCGACAGUUUGAUCGAGCUCAACGAGGACGGCGGCGGCGCCUUCCACGACAUCGACGGCGUCCAGCCCCUGGCGGCCUACCGGCGCCUCCUCCAGCUCUGCGCCGACGCGCGCUACCUGUCCUACGAGCUCGGCAUGGACUACCCGGAGGGCUCGGGCGACGCGGGCGGCUUCGCGGAGCGGCUCCGGAGCCGGACGCUCACGCCCGGCGACUUCGUCGUGACCAUGCUGCGGGAGAUGCGCCACACGGAGCUUGUUUUGAUCGACUUCCACGAGCCGCCGGCCUGGACCCUGGUGCAGCGGCUCCAGCUGUCGCUCGCGGUGAGCCGCGUCGAGAAGAGCUGGCGCCGCCGCGAGGUCGUCGAGGUGGGCCCGCCCCAGGCCGUGCGCCUCGCCAUGCGCAAGGGCUACAUGGGCGGCCGCGGCGACAUCCGGGACCGCCGCGUGCACCUCGCGCCCGCGCGGAUCCUCGGGCUCGUGGGCAACCUCUACGAGUCGUGGCUCCACCUCGCGGCCGACGACCUCACGCUGAGCGCGCUGCCCUUCCCGCGCCUCGUCCACGCGCUCCACGUCCACCGCGUGGGCAUCCCCUCCGUCGCCGAGCGCCUGCUCCACGACCUCUACUACAACUGCAAGCUCGUCGCGGCCGUGCUGCCGCGCGUGCGCCUCUUCUGCAUCUUCUCCGGCGUCGGCCAGCUGCCGCCCCAGAUGACCCUGGGCAAGAAGAAGCCCGACGCCGACGGCGCCCUCGGCGCCCAGCGGAGCGCCCACGAGGCCGUGCUCGCGAAGCACGCGAAGGCCGCGCUCGAGUUCUACGUCAACGCGAUCCUCCUCGUCCGGAAGACGCUCGAGCUGCCGCCGGACGGGCCCCUCUUCCACAACUCGCACCGCUCCGGCGACGGGUCCAACGUCUGCGACUUCUGGGUCUGCGGCAUGAGCGUGCUCGAGCGCUGCGCGCACCAGCUCCUCGACGAGCGCCUCGGCGCGAAGAGCUCCAAGGUCGAGAUCCUCAUCGGCGAGAUGCAGGGCCUCCGCGGGCCCGACGACUCGGGCGACGUCGACGCGUUCCUGCUGCUCCUCAUGCGCCACUGGGCCGCGGCGGUGCUGGACCGCGAGGACAAGGCGAGGACCGCGGCGGGCUCCGACGCCGUCGUCGUCGGCGGCGCGGGCGGCGCGCUCCAGUCGUCGCGGGCCUUCGACCGCGCGAAGACGUCGCUGAAGAUCGCCGACCUCGCGCCGCCCGUGGCGCCGUCGAGCGCCCAGGACAUCGUCGGCGCCAUGAACUUCCGCCGCGACGCGCUCCGCCACGUGAAGCGCGACCUCGGCGCGGCCGUCGCGUACUCGUCGGCGCUCCGCGCCGUCGAGGGCGGCGCGGAGCCGAAGAAGGCGGCGGCGGCGGCCUGCGUCGACGGCCUGCGGGACUGCUCCUUCGUCGACAUGACCGCGGCCUGGGUGCCCGAGCGGCAGACGCCCGAGCCGAACUCGAUCCACUUCGACCACCGGAACGCGUCGUUCGCGUUUCUGGACUUUUGGCAGGCGUACCACGAGCCCAUGGAGGAGUACCUCGACGCCUUCGAGGUGCUCUUCACGCGGGGCCACGACCGCGAGAUCGAGGAGGCGCGCGCGCAGCUCAUCAUGAUGAAGCGCGCCGUCGACAAGUUCAAGUCCGAGGCCGAGAAGCCGUCGACGGCGACGAACGUGCUCAAGUUCCACCUCUUCAACGACCGCUGGGGCCAGCUCCGGUCCCUGCUGGACACGAUUCACAAGCUCCGGGGCAUCCACGUCGCCUACACGACGAAGCAGAUCGACGACGGCCACGUGUCGCGCGACGACGCGGAGAAGGACCUCGUCAACGUCGCCGGCUGGGGCGGCUCCUACGAGUUCGUCCGCGACGCCUGGACGCGCGGCUCCAAGGGCCGCUUCUUCCCCCAGCCCCGCAAGAUCAAGGGCGAGCACAAAAUCACGCAAAGGGGGGCGAAGUAAGGAGUGGCCU
Molecule: messenger RNA, 4507 nt
Organism: Aureococcus anophagefferens
Lineage: Eukaryota; Pelagophyceae; Pelagomonadales; Pelagomonadaceae
Exons: 2
Source: RefSeq, a predicted model, not a curated record